Molecule: messenger RNA, 594 nt
Organism: Plectropomus leopardus (leopard coralgrouper)
Lineage: Eukaryota; Metazoa; Chordata; Actinopteri; Perciformes; Serranidae
Source: RefSeq, a predicted model, not a curated record
GAGGUGGUCCUGUACUGUCUGGACCGGCGGAUCUGUGACGUAAACCACCGAGAUAACGCUGGGUACUGCGCCCUGCACGAGGCCUGCGCCCGCGGCUGGCUCGACAUCGUACGCCACCUGGUGGAGCACGGAGCCGACGUCAACUGCAGCGCCCAGGACGGGACCAGGCCGCUGCACGACGCCGUGGAGAACGACCACGUGGAGGUGGUGCGCUUCCUGUUGGCCUGCGGCGCCGACCCGACCCUGACGUCUUACUCUGGACGAGGACCAAUCAACAUGACCCACAGCGCUGCCAUGGAAAUGUUUCUGGAGGGUAAGACGGGGACCCUGAGGUGGAGUCAAAACCGUGAAAACCGAAAUCAUUUCAGAAAUGAAACCGUGAACAAAGAAAUGUCGACUGUUCAGGUCAAACCGUCUGUGCUGCUGAAACGUUCGGUUUUAAAACGACGAUGGAAACUAAAUAAAAAUCUGUUGUGUGAUUGGUUCUCUUCUCUAGAGACGCCGUCCAUAUUCGUAUCAUGUGGGCGCGUCCGGAGCCGUCCGCCCGUUCCGGUUCUGUUCGGCCGCAUUCUCGGCUAACGCCGCCACAUUCUG